Dracunculus medinensis (Guinea worm) is the source of this 222-nucleotide messenger RNA. The record is from the annotation of a GenBank genome assembly. NCBI's taxonomy places the organism in Eukaryota, Metazoa, Nematoda, Chromadorea, Rhabditida, Dracunculidae.
AUGAGUACAAGAGAUAUGCAUUCAGUACAGCAAGCUCUCAAAGUAGUUGAACAGUUACGGCGUGAACGAAAUAUUCGACGUGGCGCAGUUUCAGCUUCUAUUAAAGAUUUAAUCCGGUUCACUCAGGACUAUCAACGAGAUGAUGUUUUGUUAACAGGUUUCCAGAAUGAUAAAAUGAAUCCAUAUCGUCCGAAAAGUUCUUUUCAAUGUAUGCUUCUUUGA